Messenger RNA from Helianthus annuus (common sunflower), 1146 nucleotides. RefSeq names its product AT-hook motif nuclear-localized protein 10. The record is from RefSeq and is a predicted model, not a curated record. Gene Ontology annotation, molecular function: minor groove of adenine-thymine-rich DNA binding. Bases 92 to 1015 code for a protein of 307 amino acids. The transcript is spliced from 4 exons. NCBI's taxonomy places the organism in Eukaryota, Viridiplantae, Streptophyta, Magnoliopsida, Asterales, Asteraceae.
UUAGAUCUGCAGCGGUAUAGUUAUAGUAGGGUUUUGCGAUCAAAUCACAGGAUCCAUCAUAGCAAGGUUGUAGCAGACAGAAAACCAAAUCAUGGCAUUCCAACCUUCGACAAUCAACAACAUGCAACUAGCAUAUGCACCCGAUGGAACAGUUGCAUAUACAAAUCUGUUGCCACCUGCAUCCUCGCGAACGACUGCUUACAACCAGCAGGAUAACCUUAAUGGCGGCACCCGCGGUGGAGGAGUAGAUCCUGGAGACAGUAAUUAUGCUUUGGUGACCGCAGGGACCGAUGUGGUGAAGCGGAGGAGAGGAAGGCCAAGGAAAAACCCUAUUGAUGGCUCUAGGCCUUUGGCUGCUGCAGCUCAAUCUGGUGCCUUUUCGCCUCUAGGACCGAAUUUAGUGAAGAGACCAAGGGGUAGACCACCUGGUUCUACAAAGAAAAUACAGCCUGUUGCUUCAGGUUCACCAGCAGGAGGAUUUAUGGUACACAUUCUUGAUGUGAAAGCUGGAGAGGAUAUAUUGAAAAAACUUGUAUGGGCAUCAUCCCAGAAUAGUACAAGAGCUCUGUGCAUUCUUUCGGCGACUGGUGUCAUAUCAAAGGUGAGACUUGAACAACGGGCAACAAUUGGCGGAACUGUCACCUAUGAGGGACGAUUUGAGAUGCUCUCUCUUUCUGGUACAUUUAGAGUGCCUGAGAACGACAAUCAACGUAGUAGAAUAUGUGGAUUAACUGUGGUACUCGCCGGCCCAGAUGGUUACGCGUUAGGCGGCAACGUGGCUGGGGUUCUAACCGCUGCAUCACCAGUUCAGGUGUUUUUUGGUAGUUUUGAUCCAUCAAGCAGAAAACGGUCAAAAGAAAGAGGUAGCAGUGAAGCAGAAGUUGUGAACGCUCCAGCAAACCCGGUGUCUGGAAGCAUGAGUGAGUCUUCGAGCCGGGUCCCCUGGAGCCCUGUUGGCCAGAGCAGUAACAGUUACCCACAGGACAUUGUUGAUAUGCUUUGGAGACAGGUUUGAAGACAUGCAUGUUUAUUAGGAAAUGUGGCUGUGUGUUGUCAGAAUGUUUCUCAGUAUGUUAUGUUACCUUAGGAUGGCUGAUAACUGUUGUUUUUAUUUUACAUUUGUACUCCUGGUUUGCUUCAUUUUCU